AUUUUUGCCUUUAAGGAUGAUUCUUAUUUAUGCACUGCGAUGCCAUUAGACGUAACUACAGAGCAUUAUUUGCUGAGCUUCAAGCCAUAUGCAUCAAUGAAUAAAGCACAUCAUAUGCUAUUAUUUGGAUGUGAUGAACCAGGAAGUGACGAACUAAUAUGGGAUUGUGGCGAAAUGACAAAAGCAGGUCCGAAUUUUGAGCGGCAACCAUCAUGCAAAGGUCGACCGAAUAUUUUAUAUGCAUGGGGACGUGAUGCUCCUAAAUUGACUUUGCCCCAAGGAGUUGGCUUUAAAGUCGGAGGCGACACCGAUAUCAAGUACCUCGUCCUUCAAGUUCAUUAUAUGAAGAAAAUUGAAACGGAUUAUUCUGGAGUGGCUAUCGAAUCCACUAUUGAACCAGUGGAAAAAGUUGCAAAUACGUUAUUAAUGGUCACUGGAGGAAUAUUGCCACCUAAGCAGCAAGAAACGUUCGAGACGGCUUGUAUCAUUGAUGAGGAUGUUGAACUUCACCCAUUUGCUUUUCGAACUCAUGCCCAUCGUCAUGGAGUAAAGAUUAGCGGUUGGAUUGUGCAUGAAGACGAAGAAGGAAAGGAUAAAUGGGAACUGAUCGGUGAACGCGACCCAUUAUUACCUCAAAAUUUCCAACCUGUCAACAACACUAAUUUGGUCAUUCGACAAGGAGAUAUAGUUGCUGCCAGAUGUGUUAUGAAUAACAAAGAAAACAAAGCUUUUAUGAUGGGAAAUACCGGUGAAGAUGAAAUGUGUAAUUAUUAUUUAAUGUACUGGGUUUACGAAAAAUUUAGGGACAAUGUCUGCUAUUCGCCAGGUGCACCUGAAUAUCGUUUCUCCACUAAUGCAGGUCUUAAUCACAUUCCAAAAAUUUAA
Molecule: messenger RNA, 885 nt
Organism: Dracunculus medinensis (Guinea worm)
Lineage: Eukaryota; Metazoa; Nematoda; Chromadorea; Rhabditida; Dracunculidae
Source: the annotation of a GenBank genome assembly